UGGCCUGUGGACGCCUAAUUCGUGCGCAGGGACUUCCGGCGUGGUAGGGCAUUGCUGAGUCUUGCAUGGGUCAGCCGUAGGGGAAGCGCGGCGUUCCGGUCCUACCUCGGGGACGUCUUGGCUGGGGUGAACCAGGGGACCAGUGCAGUGGCUCCCGGAACUGAUUGAAGCCCAAGCCUAGGAGUCUGCUGCGCCCAGGCUGGAGCUGGGCUCUCCAGCUGCGACUUGGAGUCCCGGUUCCCCGGCUCCUGCUGACGCUGUACAUCCUUGGACGGUGCUCGGUGCACCGUCCUAGGCGGGCGCAGCUGGUUUCGUGGUCAGUACACUCUGGGGCUUUAACGAUGGCGUCGGGCCCGGGUUCCCAGGAACAGGAAGGACUACUGAUAGUGAAAUUGGAGGAGGACUGUGCCUGGAGCCAGGAGCUGCCCCCUUCUGACCCAGGACCGAGCCCAGAGGCCUCCCACCUGCGCUUCAGACGUUUCCGCUUCCAAGAGGCAGCUGGUCCCCGGGAAGCCCUUAAUCGGCUCCAGGAACUUUGCCAUGGGUGGCUGCGGCCAGAGAUGCGCACCAAGGAGCAGAUCCUGGAGCUUCUGGUGCUGGAGCAGUUCCUGAUUAUUCUACCCCAGGAGAUCCAGAGCAGGGUGCAGGAGCUGCAUCCAGAGAGUGGCGAAGAAGCGGUGACCCUUGUGGAAGAUAUGCAGAGAGAGCUUGGGAGACUGAGACAGCAGGUCACAAACCAUGGGCAGGGAACAGAAGUGGUUUUGGAGGAGCCUUUGCCUCUGGAAACAGCACAAGAGUCACCGAGCUUCAAGCUGGAGCCAAUGGAGACUGAGCGAAGCCCUGGCCCCAGACUGCAGGAGCUGCUAGGCCACAGCCCCAAAAGGGAACCUCAGGCUGUAAAGGAUCGGGCAUUAUCUGCUGCUCCCUGGCUUUCUCUCUUUCCUCCUGAAGGGAACAUAGAAGACAAGGAAAUGACUGGGCCCCAGUUGCCUGAGAGCUUAGAGGACGUGGCAGUGUACAUCUCCCAGGAGGAAUGGGGGCAUCAGGAUCCUAGUAAGAGGGCCCUCUCCAGGGACACGGUGCAGGAGAGUUAUGAGAAUGUGGACUCGUUGGAAUCUCACAUUCCCCGUCAGGAGAUCCCAACCACCCAGGUAGAACAAGGAGUAAAGCCAUGGGAUGCCAGUGUCCAGAGUUGCAAGGAGGGUCAGAGUCCCAGAAGCCCAUCUCAAGGGAAAGAGAAAUUUGACAACCCAGAAGAAAACAGUCAGUCUGUUUCUCCUGAGAAUAUUCACCCUCAGGCACUGCUCCCUGGCCAGGCUAGAGGGGAGGUGCCCUGGAGUCCUGAUCAGGGAAGACCUCAUGACAGGGCAGAAGGGAAUUGGGAGCCUCCCCCACAGGAUCAAAUGGAGCAGCCUUUAACAGGAGCCACCAGUUACAGGGAACUGGGGCGACCAAGGGAACUACAGCCAAAGAAACUCCAUUUAUGUCCCUUGUGUGGCAAAAAUUUCUCUAACAACUCAAAUCUAAUUAGGCACCAGAGAAUACAUGCAGCAGAAAGACUGUGUAUGGGGGUAGAGUGUGGUGAAAUCUUUGGUGGGAACCCACACUUUCUGUCACUACACAGAGCACACCUGGGAGAAGAGGCCCAUAAGUGCCUCGAAUGUGGAAAAUGCUUCAGUCAGAAUACUCAUCUUACUCGUCAUCAGCGGACCCACACAGGCGAGAAGCCCUAUCAGUGUAACAUAUGUGGAAAAAGCUUCUCUUGCAACUCGAACCUCCAUAGGCACCAGAGAACACAUACAGGGGAGAAGCCCUACAAGUGCCCUGAGUGUGGGGAAAUCUUUGCUCACAGUUCCAACCUUCUUCGCCACCAGAGAAUUCAUACCGGGGAAAGACCCUAUAAGUGUCCCGAGUGUGGGAAAAGUUUCUCUCGGAGUUCACACCUUGUCAUUCAUGAAAGAACUCAUGAGAAAGAGAGGCUUUAUUCCUUCUCUGAGUGUGGGGAAGCCAUGAAUGACAGUGCCCCCUUUUUUACAAACCACAGAGUCCACAAGGCAGAGAAGAAAGUUUUUGAAUGUUUGACUUGUGGGAAAAGCUUCCGACAGGGCAUGCACCUCACCAGACAUCAGAGAACCCAUACAGGAGAGAAACCAUAUAAAUGUACCCUUUGUGGGGAAAACUUUUCUCAUAGAUCCAACUUAAUCAGGCACCAGAGAAUUCACACAGGAGAAAAACCCUAUACCUGUCAUGAGUGUGGAGACAGUUUCUCACACAGCUCCAAUCGGAUUCGUCACCUAAGAACCCACACAGGAGAGAGACCUUAUAAAUGUUCUGAAUGUGGAGAAAGCUUCUCUCGGAGUUCACGUCUUACAAGUCAUCAGAGAACUCACACCGGUUAGAAACAAUGGGACUUCUCUUUGCCCCAGAUAAGAUGCCAUAAUCAGAGGGUCAGAGCUGAGAUUCUUUGCCCAGCUUGACCAAAUGACCUCUGCAUUUGUCAGGUAAUUUAAGAGGAAAUGGUAGUUCAUUGAGAGAAAGGUGCAGAGGCACCAAAGGAUUUGCGUGAAACUAAAAAAGGCAUUCUGUCUGCACUAGUAAGUUCUUUGCAGUGAACUGACGGGGUCAGAAUUCACUAUUAGGUCCAUCCUGUCCCAAGGUGCACAUACUCUGUGGGUAUGAUUGGGUGCCUUACUAUGUCCAUUGUUAAUCUCAACAACUUUGAGUAUCCGUGUGAUCUUUCUGUUAAUACUUAACUCAUUUGGGACAUUCAGCAGGAGCAUUUGGACUCCUGGGGCCUGUAAGACCAGAGAAGAGGGGCCAAGUCUCUUGGGAAAUCCUGCUGGAAGUCAACAAAAGACUGGUUGUGAAUUGCAGCUGUCUUGAAGACCCUGGUUGCGUAGUCAUGGGCAGUUCAGAUCCAGCCACCACAUGCCCCUUAAUGGCCUGCAGGGGUGCCUGUUGGCAGAUAAUGUGUCCAAAUGUGACCUAGACUAAAAGGAGACCUAAGGGAAAUAAUAAAGUGUAAUUUGCACAUCAGCUCCUGAUACUGGCAGAGUGUUGAUUAGUUUACUCUUUGCAGAGAUUUCUUCCCCUACUUGUGUCAAAAAAAGAUGAACAGGGAACAAAUGGGUUCUGUGAAAGAUGGAAUUCUUUAUGAAACUUUGAAAAGGUGGACCCUAGGGAAAUUAGGGAUUGUGUCCUUCCCUAUUGGAAAUGUGUUUAGAUGGUUAAUAAAUAUUUUCAGGAAAUGUGAAUGUGUGAAUCUUCAUUAAGGACCUUUGACCUCAGUGUUGAUCUGUCUCAUCUCUGCCUUGGUCAGAGGGUCUGCUUUCUCUUUGGUUGGUCAGGAAGGUUUUGAAAAGGUGGCAGCAGACAGGGUGAGGCAGGGUGUGGCCUGGCAGACUCCUGGCUGGGACUGCCACAUGGAAACAGAGUCAAGCUGAAUGGCUGCUUGGGGUGAUACUCUAGGGCAGGCAUCCUCAAACUGCAGCCCGCAGGCCACAUGAUGCAAUGUGAAUUGUAUUUGUUCCCGUUUUGUUUUUUACUUCAAAAUAAGGUAUGUGCAGUGUGUGUAGGAAUUUGUUCAUAGUUGUCUGAGGGACAGUGAACUGGCUCCCUGUUUAAAAAGUUUGAGGACAUCUGCUGUAGGGUGUCUGAAAAGUAUUCUCUGUUUCUAGCAAACUUCACAUGUAUAACUGUUCUCAGCCUGUUGUAAU
Nycticebus coucang (slow loris) is the source of this 3716-nucleotide messenger RNA. It is a transcript of the gene ZNF263, whose product is annotated as zinc finger protein 263. The record is from RefSeq and is a predicted model, not a curated record. The transcript is spliced from 6 exons. The coding region runs from base 342 to 2399 and encodes 685 amino acids. Gene Ontology annotation, biological process: regulation of DNA-templated transcription. Lineage: Eukaryota; Metazoa; Chordata; Mammalia; Primates; Lorisidae.